Siniperca chuatsi (mandarin fish) is the source of this 2925-nucleotide messenger RNA. Its product is annotated as thymic stromal cotransporter homolog. Gene Ontology annotation, molecular function: transmembrane transporter activity. The record is from RefSeq and is a predicted model, not a curated record. Lineage: Eukaryota; Metazoa; Chordata; Actinopteri; Centrarchiformes; Sinipercidae. The transcript has 7 exons. Gene Ontology annotation, biological process: transmembrane transport. Gene Ontology annotation, cellular component: membrane. The coding region runs from base 298 to 1635 and encodes 445 amino acids.
UUUCAGUUUCAUCUUGCCCGUCUAGAACCAGCUGAGCACAGGAGAGGAAGGAGGAAGUGGGCGUGAGAGAUUAUUUCCACCUCGCUGGUUUAUUUGAUACACUCACACAACUGACUGAGGAAGAAAAGGAAGAGAAGUCAGAGCCUCAUUCCUCAUUCAUUAUAUCAGAAUGACUUCAACAGCUACUUUGUUGACUUCUGCAGUUCUUCACAUUUAGUCUUAUUUUGACGUAUCAGUGGAGGAGUUAUUAUUCUUUGGAUAACUUAAAAAAAAAAAAAAAAAAGAAGAAGUCUAAUCAUGGUCCUGCCGAACCUGUGUCAAGCAGCCUUCACGGUGCUCCGGCAGAUAGAGCCGAUUCUCGUGCUGGAGCAGCUGGGCAGCACUCUCUUCGACACCGCCCUGCAGAUGGUGGUCAAGGACCAGUGUGCCAACGCCACCUACCCCGAAACCCAUCUCUCCAGGGAGGACAGCCAGCAGAAAGCCAUGUCGGACUUCUACAUGACCUACAACCUCAUCAUCCAGCUGACUCCGAUCUUACCUGCGCUGCUCCUUGCCAGGUUAGGCGACCGCGGCUGGAGGAGAGCCCCCAUCGUGGUGCCCCUGAGCGGGUACCUGCUGUCCAGGAUCGCCCUGCUCCUGGUGGUCAUCUUCCGCCUCCCGCUGGAGGUGAUGUUCGGCGCGGCGGUUCUAUUCGGGCUGUCCGGCGGGUUCUGCGCCUACUGGCCCGGCGUGAUGACGCUGGCGUCGAUCGGCUCCACGGAGACUGACCGGUCCAAGGUGAUGAUGAGAGUGGAGCUGCUGUAUGGGGCAGCUGGUCUGGUGGGCAGUUUGGCGUCGGGUCAUCUGUUCCUGCUGUACGGCUCCAGUUUGGGACAUGGAACCAUCCUGCUCACUGUGAGCGCACUGCUGCACCUGCUCAGCCUUAUACACUCCAUAGUCCUGCUGCAGGUGAAGCAAGUCUCCAAAAAAGAGCCAGAGGAGAACAGCCAGCUCCCUUCUCACGCCUCCAGUAAUGUUGCAGUGGAGGCUCCUGCUGGGAUAAACAUGGUGAACGUGGCCCUGCUGUUUGCAGCUGCCGUGCUGUACGGCUCUGCAGUGGGUGGAGCCGUAGAAAUACUGGCCGUCUUUGUGAUGAAACAGCCACUCAGCUGGAACGCCACUCAGGUGGGUUAUGGGAACGCAGCAGGCUCCAUGAUUUUCCUCACCAGUUUCCUGGGUGUCAUUGUGUUUCGUCGCUGCGUCAGCGACGUGAUGCUCAUUCUGAUCGGCAUGCUGUCGUUCGCCUCUGGAAUUUACUUCAUGUCCUUCGUCACGGCAACCUACAUGUUCUACCUCGCUCGCUCGCUCAACCUGUUUGCUCUCAUCCCGAUGCCAACUAUCAGAUCUCUGCUCUCACAGCAGGUUCCAGCAUCCUCAUGUGGCAUCACUCUCACCUCCCUGCAGUUGGCUCUGAAGUUUGCCGGUCUGGCGUACAUCCCUGCCUUUACUAAGAUCUAUCAGAGAACCCUGGACUGGUUCCCAGGCUUCGUCUUCACACUCUCCAGCAUCUUUACAGUACUGGGAAUGAUACCCAUCAGUAUCGUCGGCUGUAGAUCACCUCAGAGGCGACAGUAUGAGAGGAUUCAGGGAGACUGAUGGCACCGACAUCACCACCAGCAGUGAGUUAGCACUGGUACGAGGCAGACAGUAACUGAGACUUGAAAUGGGCAAAAGGAGAAUGGUGUCUUUAAUCUCACUUCCUACAAUUUUAAAACUAUAGACAGGAGUUCCUACAGGCUUUGGUUGUUACAGGAGGAACAGACAGCAGGUUUUAUGUUUUCACGAGCAUUUUAUAUUUAAAAACAGAAAUGAUCUGAUAUAUUUUAAUGAGGCCUAUGCAGACGUAUACAUGCCCAGAGAUUAUUGCAUGAAAAUAUCCCAACCCAGUUUGACAAGUCAGUCUGACAAGAGUUUUAAAUUGUUGAACUUUUGACAGAGAUGCAGGCAAAUGUCAGUAACCAAGGGAUUUCAUCAGCCAGUGAAAGUCAUGUCCACAAAUCCAAUGUGAUUUCAACAUAAUGUGGAUUUGUCAUUGAAUGCGUCAGACAUAAAAAGUCCCUUGCGAGCACCACCUAAAGAAGGAGAAUGAACUAAAAAUAAGUUUCCUGUUUGUGUUCCUCAAACUGGAUCACAUUUAGUCUUCAGUCGUAAAUAUCAAAUAUUUGAUACCAUUGUGACUCUGACACUUCAUUGGGAAGUGUCAAGAAUAUAAAGUUUGACACAAGUUGGAAUAUGAAUUUCCAGUAACCAGUACAUCUGCUGAUACAUGCAGCAUCAGUGAGGAUUUUACAUUGUUAUUGGGAUUGCGUACUUUGGCUUUAGAUUAUUUUGUUCUGAGAUGUGUACACCUGCAGUGUUUUGUCCAUACACAUUGUUGAUGAAUUGUAGAUUCAUUAACUGUAGUGAGAAUGUGGCCAAAAACCAUACCAACUGUUGUCUUCCAAAAUAGAAAUGCUUUGUAAAUAGAUUAAAAUCAAAAUAGAUGCACUUUAUGGUAUUUUGGAGUGCAACAAGAGUUACUUGCUACACAUAUUAUAUUAUUAUUAUUUUAUGCAUUAAUAUAUUAUUGCACUUCUACUUGUUGUCACUUUGAAAAGCACACAUACAAAAGGGUAGGUGUCAAUGAGUUUCUCAAUUUAAAUAAAGGUUAUUACACUUAAGGUACAAUUUGGGUAAAUUGUAAAUGUAAAGGUUAGAAUAAAAGGGAAAACAUUUGCAGUAAUGAAAGUUGUAUAAAAGGUCUAGUUUUUUUUAUAAACAUUUGUUUUGAGGUUUGUAAUUUGAUUUUGUUUAUAUGAAACUAACUGGAUACAAUGUAUUAUGAAAUUCACUUGAAUUCUGCAAAUAAGUGUUCAAAACAUUAAAAUGGAUUUUUCGAAAUGAUAA